CUAUCAAGGGCAAGCGACUUGGAUUGCCAACAUGUUGUUUCCGUGCCACGGCAUUCAUUUAUUCUAACAAAGAGUUUCACGAGGGUUUAUUUUUGUUUGCUUUAAGAGAUACUUGCUGUAUUGCUUCUCGUUUACAUAUAGAUACCAUCCCUUCAAAGUUCGACGAGCAAGAAGCUCACCACCGCCACCAUGUCGCGCCAUAAGAUAGUCAAGAACAUGGACCUCGACGACGAGAUGGACGACUACGACGGCGGAGAAGACUACGCCGACGACGGAGCUGAAGAGCUCAGCGAAGAAGACAAAGAGUCUAUGAGAGUAGGCACGAUAUCGGUACGCGAAGCUCUCGGUGACGACGUACCGGGGAUUACAGAUAAGGAUAUACAAGAGGCGCUGUGGCAUUACUUUUACGACGUUGAGAAGAGCGUGAAUUACCUCCUGCAGUCGAGAACGGCGAAGAAGGAGACGGGAAAGAAGAAGGCGAAAGGGCCCAGCCCCGAUGACCAGGUGCUAGCGGCACAGUCGAAAGCUGCGAAGAAGGAUAAGCCGCCUGCUAAGACGAGCAAUGAGAAGAAGGCGGAUCAGAUUGCGAGUGGGGUGGAGGCGAUGAGGAUGGAUGAUACGCCGAGGGCGACGAGUAAGAAUCUGGAUGUGUUGGCGGAGUUUGAGAAGAAGAAGGCGAAGAAUGCGGCGAAUUUUGUGGUUAUUGGUCAUGUUGAUGCUGGUAAGAGCACGUUGAUGGGACGUCUAUUGUUAGAUUUGAAUGUCAUCGACCAGCGGACUAUUGACAAGUAUCGCAAGGAAGCGGAGAAACUUGGAAAGUCUUCGUUUGCUUUGGCUUGGGUGUUGGAUCAAGGAACGGAGGAGCGAAAUAGGGGUGUGACAAUCGACAUUGCAACGAAUAAGUUCGAGACUGAGAAAACCGCCUUUACCAUUCUCGAUGCGCCUGGCCAUAGGGAUUUCAUCCCUAAUAUGAUCGCGGGGGCUAGUCAGGCAGAUUUCGCCGUCUUGGUUAUCGAUGCUAGCACGGGUUCGUUUGAGUCGGGCUUAAAGGGCCAGACAAAGGAGCAUGCACUACUAGCUCGCAGCAUGGGUGUUCAAAGACUCAUCAUUGCAAUCAACAAGCUCGACACCGUCAACUGGUCCCAAGACCGCUUCGAUGAGAUCUCACAGCAGGUGUCAGCAUUCUUGACCGCCGCAGGCUUCCAGGCCAAGAACGUCACUUUCAUCCCGGUCUCGGGUCUACAUGGGGACAACAUCGCACGAAGGUGUACAGAGGAAGCGGCAUCUUGGUACACAGGGUCAACUCUGGUGGAAGAACUGGACAACUCCGAGCCGGCGACACGCGCGCUGGAUAAGCCGCUACGAUUCACGAUCGGUGACAUCUUCCGCGGCGGCGUUCAGAACCCCCUCAGCGUCUCCGGACGCAUCGAAGCCGGAUCGCUCCAAACCUGCGACGCUCUGCUCGCCCAACCCAGCGGCGAAAAAUGCUACGUCAAGGGCCUCGAAGUUGACAACGAGACCGCGGACUGGUCCGUGGCGGGGCAAAACGCCACUAUCCACUUGACAGGCAUCGACCCCAUCCACCUCAAGGUCGGGGACGUGCUAUGCAGCCCCUCCAGUCCAAUACAAUGCAUCAAGACCUUUGUAGUCAAAGUCCUCGCCUUCGAAUUCCUAAUGCCCUCAGGCAUCGAUGUUCACCGCGGCCGCCUGCACGCCGCGGGGCGCGUGACAGAGCUACUAGCUACGCUGGAUAAGAGUAGUGGGAAGGUGACGAAGAAGAAGCCGCGGAUUGUGAGGCCGGCGAAUAUUGCGAGGGUGAGCGUGGAGCUCGAGAUGGCGGUGCCGCUGGAGAAGGGACAGAGGGUUGUGUUGAGGAGUGGGGGGGAGACGAUUGCGGCGGGGUUGAUAGAAUGAACAGCGUGUUCUGCACUUUGUGUUACUUGUUGGGACCCAUGCUUGGUGUGUGUGUGAGUGAUUAGUGAUGUUGGUGCCAAGACGAAGUGCUACGGUGUAUGAUCUGGUCUGUCUGGCAUUGAUGACUGAUGACUGAUGACUGAUGGGUUGUGGAGCUAUUUUAUUUUGGUAACUGUGGCCUUCUUCCUUCCUUCGUUCGUUCCUGCCUGCCACCCUUCCUUCCGCUGUGGCUUGAACCCCUUGAUUCCUGGAGGAUUGUGCUAUUUAAUGACCUUGCUGUAUUUACUCUAGAGGCGAGGCUGAAGAUGGAUGGCGGGAUCCCUAGCCUCGUUGAGCUACUGCUGCAUGUCUCACACCCUGCCUCCUUUUGUUUGAGACGAAAGCAGCUGAUUCAGUUGCGCGUGGAGUAGAGGAACUGGAGUUCUAUGAAGUAAACAACGCAACGAAGUAAACAAAUAUACAAUUUGCCACUUUGAAGCCGUUUAGAUAUGGACAGAGUAUGAAAUAUAGAG
This is a messenger RNA of Pseudogymnoascus verrucosus, 2426 nucleotides long. RefSeq names its product Hsp70 suppressor, GTPase facilitates ribosomal subunit dissociation (gene HBS1). The transcript is spliced from 6 exons. NCBI's taxonomy places the organism in Eukaryota, Fungi, Ascomycota, Leotiomycetes, Thelebolales, Thelebolaceae. Bases 190 to 1914 code for a protein of 574 amino acids. Gene Ontology annotation, molecular function: GTP binding; GTPase activity. Gene Ontology annotation, biological process: translation. The record is from RefSeq and is a predicted model, not a curated record.